Myodes glareolus (Bank vole) is the source of this 900-nucleotide messenger RNA. It is a transcript of the gene Tas2r16, whose product is annotated as taste 2 receptor member 16. Gene Ontology annotation, cellular component: membrane. Gene Ontology annotation, molecular function: G protein-coupled receptor activity; bitter taste receptor activity. NCBI's taxonomy places the organism in Eukaryota, Metazoa, Chordata, Mammalia, Rodentia, Cricetidae. The record is from RefSeq and is a predicted model, not a curated record. Gene Ontology annotation, biological process: sensory perception of taste; detection of chemical stimulus involved in sensory perception of bitter taste; G protein-coupled receptor signaling pathway.
AUGGUGCCGAAUCAAGUCACUACCUUCUCCAUCGUCAUGUAUGUGCUUGAGUCCUUGAUAAUACUUAUACAAAGUGGUACAACUGUUGUAGUGCUGUGCAGAGAGUGGAUGAACUUUCAAAGACUGUCACCGGUGGAAAUGAUUCUCAUUAGCCUGGGCAUCUCACAUUUCUGUCUCCAGUGGGCAUCAAUGCUGUACAACUUUGGCACCAUUUCUAGACCUGCCCUUGUAUUUUGGAAGAUUUCUGUCAUCUGGGAGUUUAUGAACUUUUUGACAUUCUGGCUAACCAGUUUGCUCUCCGUCUUCUACUGUGCCAAGGUCUCUUCCUUCACCCACCCCAUCUUCCACUGGCUGAGGUGGAAAAUUUUGGAAUUGGUUCCCUGGUUGAUAUUGGGUACGCUGAUAGCUUCUUGUUUGUCAAUCAUCCCUUCCGUUGUUAAAUAUCACAUUCAGAUUGAAUUAAUUACCCUGGAUCAUUUACCUAGAAACAGUUCUUUGAUUAUAAGACUUAAAAUGUUUGAACAAUAUUUUUCUAAUCCUCUCAAAAUGAUUGGUUUCGGUGCGCCCUUCCUCGUGUUCCUGGUUUCUAUUAUCUUACUCACCGUCUCUCUUGUCCGGCACUGGGAGCAGAUGAAAGAGUUUAACACCAACGACUCCAGCAUGAAAGCUCAGUCCACUGUUCUGAAGUCUCUUGCUACCUUCUUCAUCUUCUUCACCUCCUAUUUUCUGACUAUAGUAGUCUCCUUUAUUGGCACCGUAUUUGAUAAGCAAUCCUGGUUCUGGGUCUGUGAAGCUGUCAUCUAUGGCUUAGUCUGUAUUCAUUAUACUUCACUGAUGAUGAGCAAUCCUACACUGAAAAAAGUACUGUCGAUGCAGUUCUGCAGAGCAGAACCUUUCUGA